This is a messenger RNA of Nerophis lumbriciformis (worm pipefish), 5951 nucleotides long. RefSeq names its product ubiquitin specific peptidase 32 (gene usp32). The record is from RefSeq and is a predicted model, not a curated record. Gene Ontology annotation, cellular component: Golgi apparatus. Gene Ontology annotation, biological process: protein deubiquitination. Gene Ontology annotation, molecular function: calcium ion binding; cysteine-type deubiquitinase activity. Lineage: Eukaryota; Metazoa; Chordata; Actinopteri; Syngnathiformes; Syngnathidae.
GCUGUAGCGGCUGAUCGACUUUUAGCUUCCGUUAGCAUGAGCAGUGUUGUCAUCAAGUCUGCUAACUAUCAUCACAAUAUAAUAUAAUAUAAUAUAAUAUAAUAUAAUAUACUUCAUCAUUGUAGUACCUCUUCUUCACCGGCUAAGUGUCCUAAGAUGACGCAACUAUGGGCGCCAAAGAGUCGAGGAUUGGAUUCUUGUCCUACGACGAGGCCGUCAAGAGAGUGACAGAUGUGGAAUUGAAGAGACUGAAAGAUGCCUUCAAGAGAACCAGCGGUGUGUCCUUCUUCAUGACUCAGCAGUGCUUCGACAAGGAAGUACUGGGAGAUGGAGUACCACUCAAAGUUGCAGAAGUGAUCUACACGUCAUUCGGAGGUACGACUAAAGGACUUCACUUCAACAACCUUGUGGUCGGUCUGGUGCUGCUCACACGAGGACGAGAUGAAGAGAAGGCAAAGUAUCUCUUCAGUCUGUUCAGCAGUGAUCCAGGAGGAUCUGCUGCCAGGGAGGACAUGGAGGCGGUUCUGCAGGUCCUGGACGGAGAAGUUCCACCCUCGCUGAGGAAGUGCUUUAGCGAGGGAGACAAGGUGAACUAUGAGCACUUCAGAGACUGGCUGCUACACCACAAAGAAGCCUUCACCUUGUCAAGAUGGCUGUUGUCUGCAGGAGUUUGUGUCACUCUGACUGAUGACAGUGACACACCCACCUUCUACCAGACCCUGGCUGGUGUCACACACUUGGAGGAAAGUGAUAUCAUUGACUUGGAGAAACGAUACUGGCUGCUGAAAGCUCAAUCUAGAACAGGACGCUUCGACGUGGAGACCUUCAUCCCUCUGGUGUCUCCUCCUCUGCACACCUCCUUAUGUGAAGGCUUGUUCCACGCCUUCGAUGAGAACCGAGACAACCACAUCGACUUCAAGGAGAUCUCCUGUGGCCUGUCAGCCUGCUGCAGAGGUCCUGUUGCUGAGCGCCAGAAGUUCUGCUUCAAAGUCUUUGAUGUGGACCAGGAUGGAGUCCUGUCCCGCGAAGAAGUCCAUCAGAUGGUGGCGGCCCUGCUGGAGGUGUGGAAGGACAAUCGCACCGACACGCUCCCUGAGCUCCACAGUUGUGCAUCAGAUAUUGUGAACGCCAUCUUCAACGUGCACGACACAAACAAACUGGGCUGCCUGACGUUAGAAGAAUAUCAAAUCUGGAGUGUGAACAAUCUUCUGGCUUCUGAGUUCUUAAAUCUUCUCUUCCAGGUUUGCCACAUCGUGUUGGGACUCAGACCUGCGUCUCCUGAAGAGGAGGGACUAAUCAUCAGGGGUUGGUUGGAGAGAGAGAAGAGACAAGGACUGCAGCACCAACACACCUGGUUCAUCAUGUCCUCGCUCUGGUGGCAGCAGUGGAAGGACUACACUCAUUAUGAGCCAAAGAGCCUCGGCCUGGAGCAAGGAUCCAUCCUGAGCUCUGCUGCAGACCUUGGUUGGUCAGAGGCCACACACAUUGCCAACGGUCGCGUGUCCCAGCAGGCAGCACAAAGACCAGCAGCCAUUGACAACCAAGGUCUGGUUGCAAGUGAGCCCGCCAAGGCGCCAACUUUGACCUUGGAGGGCGGGCGGCUGAAGCGCUGCUUGAAGAAGGAUGAAGACUUCACCAUGGUGCCAGAACCCGUGUGGCGGGCACUUUACCACUGGUAUGGUGCCAACCUCAGCCUGCCACGACCAGUCAUCAUGGACAGCAAGACAGGCCAGGCAGAACUGGAGCUGUUCCCUUGCUACCUCCUCUUUCUCCGCCACCAGACCGCCACACGCUCCUCUUCUCAGACCAACAUCUGGCUCAGUAUGGGCAACGUGCCAUCCCCAAACCUUCCUCUGAAGCGAGUGUUGGUGUACAGCGCCUGCUUCAGCCGCAUGGCCACCAUCAAGGACAUCCACCUGUACCUGUGCCAGAGACUUGGCAUCAAGGAGGAAACUGUCCGACUGUGGUUGUUUAUCAGCGAGAACUACCUCACUCUCCUGGACGAUGAGGAUCACACACUUGAGAGUUUGAAGAUCCAGGAUGAGCAGCAGCUGGUUAUUGAAAUCAGGAACAAAGACAUGAGCUGGCCUGAAGAAAUGUCCUUCAUUACCAACAGCAGCAAGAUGGAAAGACAUAAAGUUCCCACAGAGAAAGGAGCGACAGGUCUCAGUAACCUUGGCAACACGUGUUUCAUGAACUCCAGUAUUCAGUGUGUGAGCAACACCCGACCUCUCACUGACUACUUCACCUCUGGGAGACACCUGUACGAACUCAACAGAUCCAACCCCAUCGGUAUGCGAGGUCACAUGGCCAAAUGUUACGGUGAUCUGGUCCUGGAGCUGUGGAGCGGAACCCAGAAGAACAUAGCACCCCUCAAACUCAGGUGGACCAUAGCCAAGUAUGCUCCUCGCUUCAAUGGCUUCCAGCAGCAGGACUCCCAGGAGCUGCUGGCCUUCUUACUGGAUGGUCUGCAUGAAGACCUGAACAGAGUCCAUGAGAAGCCCUACGUGGAGCUGAAGGACAGCGAUGGUCGUCCUGACUGGGAAGUGGCUUCUGAGGCCUGGGAGAAUCACCUGCGCAGGAACCGCUCCAUCGUGGUGGACCUGUUCCACGGUCAGCUGAAGUCCCAAGUCAAGUGCAAGACCUGUGGUCACAUCAGCUCACGUUUCGACCCCUUCAACUUCCUGUCGCUGCCUCUGCCCAUGGACAGCUCCAUGCACCUGGAGAUCACUGUCAUCAAACUGGAAGGCUCCACUCCUGUGCGCUACGGUCUAAGGUUGAACAUGGACGAGAAGUACACCGGACUCAAGAAGCUGCUGAGUGAACUCUGUGACCUGAAGCCUGAACAGAUUCUUCUGGCUGAGGUCCAUGGUGCCAACAUUAAGAACUUUCCUCAGGAUCACCAGAAGGUGCGUCUGACUGUCAGCACCUUCUUGUGUGCCUUUGAGAUCCCAGUGCCAGGCUCGCCAACGUCUCUACACUCACCUCACCUGGCAGACUACAGCACUGUAGCUACAUGUAGCACUGGCCUCCACACUGACCCUCCUUUCACCUGCCACGAGGAGGCGGUCACCAUGGAAACACCUCUCGUCAAUGGACUGACCAAUGGACACGGGCAUGAAAGUGCUGUCACUGGUUACAUCAUCGCCAUGCACAGAAAGAUGAUGCGCACAGAACUUUACUUCCUGUCGUCCCAGAAGAACCGUCCCAGUCUGUUUGGUAUGCCUCUGAUAGUUCCCUGCACGGUGCACACCACCAAGAAGAACCUCUAUGAUGCCGUCUGGAGGCAAGUGUCCAGGCUGGUCAGUCCACUGCCCCCGCAGGACUCCAGCAACCACGCCCAGGACUGUGACGACAGUCUGGGGUACCAGUACCCUUUCACUCUGCGGGUGGUGGACAAAGAUGGUACCUCCUGUGCAUUGUGCCCCUGGUACAGGUUCUGUCGAGGCUGCAUGAUCGCCUGUACUGAAGAAGAAGUUUCUCUGGGUAAUUCCUACAUUUCUGUGGACUGGGACCCAACUGCUCUGCACCUCAGAUACCAGACUUCACAGGAGAGGGUGGUGGAGGAGCACUGCAGUGUAGAGUUGUCACGUCGCUGCCAGGCAGAACCCAUCAGUCUCCAAAGUUGUUUGAAGGCGUUCACCAGCGAGGAGGAGCUGGGAGAAGAUGAACUCUACUUCUGUUCCAAGUGCAAGAAUCAUCGACUGGCCACCAAGAAGUUGGACCUCUGGAGGCUUCCUCCUAUUUUGAUUGUCCACCUGAAGCGCUUCCACUUUGUCAAUGGUCGUUGGAUCAAAUCCCAAAAGAUUGUCAAGUUCCCGAUGGAGGACUUUGACCCCAGCACCUUCUUGGUUCCUAAAGACCUCGACCAGCGCUUGCUUCAUUCCCACUCUUCUUCUACCUUCAGCAAAGGGUUCCCACCUUCCCUGAGCGGGAGCAGUAGCCCCAAGGCGAGCGCUGGAGACAUCAAGCUAUGUGCACAUGUGUCCCACCUGAGCAGCACACCUGGCCUCUCCAGGAGCAAGGAGGAGCAGCAGGAGUGUGCUGAGGCUCAGCCACAGGGACACAAGAUGCAGGGUCCACCUGGAGGGGAUGAGCAGUUGGAACAGCCGGAUGAGUCAGUGGGAGCGUAUUCCAUGGUCUCCGCAAGGCACACUGAUGACAUCAUGCUCCCCCACACUGAUGGCAUCAUGGUCCCCGCAAGGCACACCGAUGACAUCAUGGUCCCCGCACGGCACACCGAUGACAUCAUGGUCCCCGCAAGGCACACCGAUGACAUCAUGGUCCCCGCAAGGCACACCGAUGACAUCAUGGUCCCCGCAAGGCACACCGAUGACAUCAUGGUCCCCGCAAGGCACACUGAUGACAUCAUGGUCCCCGCAAGGCACACUGAUGACAUCAUGGUCCCUGCAAGACACACUGAUGACAUCAUGGUCCCCGCAAGGCACACGGAUGACAUCAUGGUCCCCCACUCUGAUGACAUCAUGGCCCCCCACACUGAUGACAUCAUGGCCCCCCACACUGAUGACAUCAUGGCCCCCCACACUGAUGACAUCAUGGUAAACGGCGUGAACUCAGACUGCAACACUCGGCUCUCCUGCCAACAAAACAAGUGCUUGGAGUCCAUCUACAACCUCUAUGCAAUAUCCUGCCAUUCAGGAAUCAUGGGCGGGGGCCACUAUGUAACCUACGCCAAAAACCCCAAUGGCAAAUGGUACUGUUACAAUGACAGCAGUUGUAAGGAAGUACAUUCUGCGGAGAUUGACACCGACUCGGCGUACAUCCUCUUCUACGAGCAACAGGAAGUCAAUUACUCCCACUUCCUGCCAAGGACUGACGGCAAGAAGAUGGCCGACACCAGUAGCAUGGAUGAAGACUUUGAGUCGGACUACAAGAAAUAUUGUGUCCUCCAGUGAUCCACUUGCUCUUCCAAGUAGCAGGUGUAAUGUAGAGAAUGACUAAGUAUUAUUCUCAUCAUACAUAAUAUUGUAAAGAAUGACUAAGUAUUAUUCUGAUCGUGCAUAAUAUUGUAAAGAACGACUAAGUAUUAUUCUGAUCGUGCAUAAUAUUGUAAAGAAUGACAAAGUAGUACUCUGAUCGUGCGUAAUAUUGUAAAGAAUGACAAAGUAUUACUUUGAUCAUGUGAAAUAUUGUAAAGAAUGACAAAGUAUUACUCUGAUCAUGCGUAAUAUUGUAAAGAAUGACAAAGUAGUACUCUGAUCGUGUGUAAUAUUGUAAAGAAUGACAAAGUAUUACUUUGAUCAUGUGAAAUAUUGUAAAGAAUGACAAAGUAUUACUCUGAUCAUGCGUAAUAUUGUAAAGAAUGAUAAAGUAUUACUCUGAUCGUGCACAAUAUUGUAAAGAAUGACAAAGUCUUACUCUGAUCAUGUGAAAUAUUGUAAAGAAUGACAAAGUCUUACUCUGAUCAUGCAUAAUAUUGUAAAGAAUGACUAAUUAUUACUCUGAUCAUGUCUCCUUCUGCUUGAUUGGAAGGAAAUAACCUUUUGAAGAAGGAGUGACAGCACUGGACUCUUAGCGCACUUUGCCAACACCCUUAGCCCCUCCCCCUGACAUUGGUACUCCCCAAAUGUACUUGGUGACUCUGAACUAUGUACAUACUUCUUCUGUGUACUUGGUGACUCUGAACUAUGUACAUACUUCUUCUGUGUACUUGGUGACUCUGAACUAUGUACAUACUUCUUCUGUGUACUUGGUGACUCUGAACUAUGUACAUACUUCUUCUGUGUACUUGGUGACCCUGAUCUAAGUACAUACUUCUUCUGUGUACUUAGUGACCCUGAACUAAGUACAUACUUCUUCUGUGUACUUGUGUGGCUCACUGGCAGCCAAAAGGGAGAAAAGAGAAACAAAGACUUCCAAAUGGAACUGACUCCAAAUGUCCUCUUUUUUUUUUUUUACUGCUGAGUCAUCAUUAAAGAAUAAUGACUGUA